Molecule: messenger RNA, 517 nt
Organism: Olea europaea var. sylvestris
Lineage: Eukaryota; Viridiplantae; Streptophyta; Magnoliopsida; Lamiales; Oleaceae
Product: serine carboxypeptidase-like 2
Exons: 5
Coding region: 18-491 (157 amino acids)
Biological process (GO): secondary metabolic process; proteolysis
Molecular function (GO): serine-type carboxypeptidase activity; acyltransferase activity, transferring groups other than amino-acyl groups
Source: RefSeq, a predicted model, not a curated record
GGUUAUUGAAUCAUCCUAUGUUUAUUAAGAAUCGUCUAUAUCUCGCGGGUGAAUCCUAUGGAGGCAAACUUGCUCCCAUGAUUUCCAUGGAAAUAAUACGAGGAAACAAAGCACGACUUCAGCCACAAUUGUCCCUCCAAGGAUAUAUUAUUGCCAAUGGACUAACGGAUCCAAACAUUGAUUUUAAUGCAAGAAUUCCAUAUGCUCAUCGCAUGGCACUUAUAUCCGAUGAAUAUUUUGAGUCAGCAAAAAUUAACUGUGAUGGGAAAUAUCACAAUCGUGAUCCAAAUAAUAUGCUAUGUUUGUAUGCCCUUCAACGAAUACGAAAGUGUUUAAGACAUAUAAAACAAGUUCAGAUUUUGGAUCCAAUAUGUGAAAACAAAGCACAAAACCCAGAUGAUUUUGGAUGGGAUCAAACAUUUCCCAAGGACAAUUCAAUUGAACAUCUCGUCCUCCCAACAGAAGAAGAAGAACAGUGUCAAGUAACUUAAUUAAUCCUCUAUAUACCCGUAAACAU